Coregonus clupeaformis (lake whitefish) is the source of this 899-nucleotide messenger RNA. RefSeq names its product ADP-ribose glycohydrolase MACROD2. Bases 228 to 899 code for a protein of 223 amino acids. Gene Ontology annotation, molecular function: ADP-ribosylglutamate-[protein] hydrolase activity. Gene Ontology annotation, cellular component: nucleoplasm. Gene Ontology annotation, biological process: peptidyl-glutamate ADP-deribosylation; DNA damage response; purine nucleoside metabolic process. NCBI's taxonomy places the organism in Eukaryota, Metazoa, Chordata, Actinopteri, Salmoniformes, Salmonidae. The record is from RefSeq and is a predicted model, not a curated record. The transcript is spliced from 8 exons.
UAGUAAUUUACGGGGCUCGUCAAGCUAGGUUGCAUGGAGCCUGCCAUACUGAAGUCCAUAGAAAUCUGACAGCUUCUUCAAAGGUGAGAGAGACGUCGUGGGUUCAGCUACUAGCUCCGGGGUUGUUUUUUACUUUCUAUUUCAGUUCCCCGGUCCUACCAUACUCUGUGAGUCUGGGGUUGCCACUGUCAAAAAACACGCACUCCAAGUCCAAUCACAACCGCACCAUGAACAAAAAGAAGAAGGACUGGAAGACAGAGAAAGACAGAGUGUUGAAAAUGUCGUUGGAGGAGAGGCGUAAGGGGUACCGUCGGUCUGAAUACGUACCUCUGGACAAGAUCUUCACCUGGAGACAGACUCAGCAGAGUAAAGAAGACAUGAGCUAUUUUCUGCCACGCAUAAUGAAAGCUGUAAACUUCCUACGUCCAUCAUUCUCCAUUACAGUGGAAGAGGAGAGGAAGGACCUACUGAGUGACAAAGUAUCUCUCUACAAGGGUGACAUCACCAUCCUCGAGGUCGAAGCCAUAGUCAACGCAGCUAACACCAGUCUUCUUGGAGGUGGUGGAGUUGACGGCUGCAUACACAGAGCGUCAGGCUCCUGUCUGUAUGAUGAAUGCAUCACACUCAAAGGCUGUGAAACCGGCAACGCCAAGAUCACCUGUGGCUAUGAUCUACCGGCUAAAUAUGUGAUACACACUGUGGGGCCUGUUGUCAGAGGACAUUUGGGUGAAACAGAGACCAAGGACCUGACCGCCUGCUACCAGAACUCACUGAAGCUGGUCAAGGAGUUCGGACUGCGCUCUGUGCCAGUGACCAGUGGUGUGCCGAUGAUGGCCCGACGCUGCCUGCCAAGCAGACUACUGUUCCAGAGGAGGGCCGCAUGGAUCUGCAGCGCAUGA